UCCUUAUCUCCCGCCGAGACCCUCGCCCUUUCCCAACUCCCUUCAUCUUAUAUCAACCACCAAUACCACCCAUAGAAUCCAGAGCCACCAGAGAGAGAGAUGGGGAACGCCAUUAUGUUGGGAGGGAAGAGGCGGGUGCGGUUGAUGAAGAUCGACGGGGAGACGCUGAAGCUGAAGGCGCCGGUGUUAGUGCGGGACGUCGUGCAGCAGCACCCCAACCACGUGGUGAUGGACUCGGAGUCGGUGAGGAAACUCGGGCCGCAGGCGAAGCCGCUGGACGACGACCACGAGCUCAAGGGCGGGAAGAAGCUUUACUUCCUGGUGGAGCUGCCCAAGCUGCCGGAGGAGAGGGUGCCCCGGCGGGUCAGGUCCGGCAUCCAGAUGGGCGCCAAGGAGCGCCUCGAGAGCCUCAUGCUUGCUAAGCGUUCCGUGUCCGACCUCACCUUCGUGAAGGGCGGCGCUGGCGGCGAGGGCGAGGGAGCUGGCGUCAUGAGGGUCAAGAUGAGGCUGCCCAAGUCCCAGGUGGCCAGUCUCGUCGGCACCGGGGCCGACGGCGCGGAGGUGGCGGAGAAGAUCAUCGACAUGUGCCUCAAGAAGGAGGAGAAUCCCCUGACCGCCUCUGCCGGAGCGGCGGUGGCGGAAGGCAACAAAAGCGGGAACCUCUGCACCUCUGGGCCCGGUGGCAUCCAGGAGGGUGGCUGCGCCAAGAACGUCCGUCCGAAGAGGGCCGUGCGUUUCCACCCAAUGCAAGAAGUGAUGUAGAAGACGCUAGCGGGAGUUGGUGGAGACAGAAGUUUGGCAAGCCGAAGUGCAGCUCGGCUCGAGCUUUGUAUAGAAUCCGGAGAGGAACCCAAAGACAGUAUAGUUACAUAGUAUGUGCAUGUUUAAUAUCUAGGUUGGUUAGAGGGAAUGCCUAGUCGGUAGGCAUAUACAGUAGCAAAAUGUAAUCGACUGUGCAGAUAUGAUAUGUUUAGAUCGUGAACUACACGAGCUCAUAUGUAGAGCUCGAUUCCAUUUUGCUUUAAUAUGAAUUAAUUUGCCUCAUUAA
Molecule: messenger RNA, 1048 nt
Organism: Nymphaea colorata (pocket water lily)
Lineage: Eukaryota; Viridiplantae; Streptophyta; Magnoliopsida; Nymphaeales; Nymphaeaceae
Exons: 2
Coding region: 100-762 (220 amino acids)
Source: RefSeq, a predicted model, not a curated record